Betta splendens (Siamese fighting fish) is the source of this 4752-nucleotide messenger RNA. It is a transcript of the gene usp38, whose product is annotated as ubiquitin specific peptidase 38. Lineage: Eukaryota; Metazoa; Chordata; Actinopteri; Anabantiformes; Osphronemidae. Gene Ontology annotation, biological process: protein deubiquitination; ubiquitin-dependent protein catabolic process. The transcript has 11 exons. Gene Ontology annotation, cellular component: nucleus; cytosol. Gene Ontology annotation, molecular function: cysteine-type deubiquitinase activity; cysteine-type endopeptidase activity. The coding region runs from base 214 to 3312 and encodes 1032 amino acids. The record is from RefSeq and is a predicted model, not a curated record.
AGGCAAAGCUAAGACGAAAAUCGUUUCGCACCGAGGUCCUAACAGCGUCUCUGUCCACGGACAUGACGUUAUUGGAGAGUUAAUCAGCUGAUUCUAAGCGAUCAAAUUAACCAAAAUAUAACGUUUAAAUCGUAUGUAAGACGUUUACAUGUGACCGACAUUUGAAGAUUUUCUGGACGGACAUUGUUGACAUGCUCUAUCUCGACUGUCAUUAUGGACAAGAUUUUAGAGGGCCUUGUGAGCUCCAAUCACUCUGUUGCAGUGAAGAGGGCCAUUGUAAAGAAAGUAGUGGAAGCUGCAGAGAAAGAGGUGACAGAGGAGCAGUGUCGGGCACUCUUCACUCUCACAUCCCGCCUCAUCUUACUUGGUGAAGAUGCCUUUCAGAAGCAGAUUGGCUUCCAGGUUUUGGAAGCUUAUGCACGCUACCACCGCCCAGAGUUUGAGUGUUUCUUCAGCAAGGAGUUUGUCCUCAGUCUUCUCCAACAGGGCUAUGGCCAACUGGACCGCAAAAACCCAGCCAUAAUAGACUACAUUCACUGCUGCCUGCGGCUGCUCAUCAGCUGCCCCUCAGUCUUGGAAAUAUUCUGCGUGAUUCAGGUGGAGGUUUUAAGAAUGGUGUGUGAACGUCCGGAGCCUGCUCUCUGUGCUCGCCUGAGCACUUUACUGUCAGACUUUGUUCAGUGCAUACCAAGGGAGAAGUCCGGCAUCUUGUUUUGCCAGCAGCUGGUGAGGACCAUAAGUUACUUCCACUGCUUUGCCAAUCAAGAGCGAGAGCUAAGAGAGUAUGUAAGCCAGGUGACAAAGGUUAGCACACUUCUACAAAACAUCUGGAAGGCUGACCCCGCCACACUGCUUCCCUCACUGCAAGAGGUUUUUGCUAUCAUUUCUUCCACAGACCCCUCGUUUGACCCAUCCAUCGCUCUGGCCAGUCUGGUUCAGCACAUCCCAGUUCAGAUGAUCACAGUGCUUAUCAAGAGUCUCACCACAGACCAAAAUGUUAAAGACGCAAGCAUGACUAAAGCUCUUUGCAGGAUGAUUGACUGGCUUUCUUGGCCCCUGGCUCAGCAUGUGGAUACAUGGGUCAUAGCGCUACUAAAAGGCCUUGCUGCAGUUCAGAAGUUCACUAUCCUUAUUGAUGUCACUCUUCUCAAGAUUGAACUGGUAUUUACUCGUCUGUGGUAUCCCAUAGUGAGGCAAGGGGCACUGGCUGUGCUCUCUCAUAUGCUGCUGAGUUUCCAACACUCUCCUGAGGCCUUCCAUUUGGUUGUUCCACAGGUGGUGCAUCUAGUCCAGUAUUUAAGGACAGAUGGUCUCCCCACCAGUAAAGCUUUCUUGCUGCAGUUCACUGAACUCAUACAUUGUAUGAUGUACCAAUACUCUGGCUUCCCUGACCUCUAUGACCACAUACUAGAAGCCAUCAAAGAUCUCCCAAAGCCUGGAGAGGAGAAAAUAAAACUGGUUUUGAAUCAAAGUGCUUGGACAUCUCAGUCUAACUCAUUUGCCUCUGGUCUACUGAGGCAAGCUGGAAAGUCUGAGACAGGCAAGACAGGCCUGGUCAACCUGGGAAACACAUGCUAUAUGAACAGCAUCAUCCAGACCCUGUUCAUGGCCACAGAUUUCAGGAGGCAUGUUUUAUCAUUACAUCUAAAUGGGUCCAACACACUAAUGAAAAAGCUUCAGCUCCUCUUUGCAUUUCUUGCACAUACUCAGAGGGCAGCAUAUGCUCCCAGAAAUUUCUUGGAAGCAUCACGGCCUCCCUGGUUCAAUGUGGGCUCUCAGCAAGACUGUUCUGAGUACCUUAGAUUUCUUCUGGACAGGUUGCAUGAAGAGGAGAAAACUCUUCAGGUCCUGGAAAUCGCAAACCCAAAAGACUCCUCCCCUGUUGACACAAGUUGCAAGGAUCAAACAGGUCAGACUUCUAAGGAGGGCAAAGAGUCGUCUUUCACCUCUGCAGAAAUCAAACCUGACAACGAUGGGAGGACUUUAAUAGAAAGGAUGUUUGGUGGGAAGCUGAUCACAGGCAUUUGCUGUACACAGUGCAACUGCAUCUCUGAGAAAGAGGAGCCUUUCACAGACCUCUCCUUGGCCUUCUGUCCUUCUGCCACCUCUCAGGGCGGCCCUCAACAUGACGAACCCAAGGUUCUCUGUCAGGGAUCUGUCAAUGGUGGCAGUGAAAUGCCUGAACCUGGCUCAUCCAAAGCCCUGGCCAGUAAUGUCCAUUUUGUGCCAGUGACAAAUGAGACUCCACUUUCUGUGCCUGACCUGGUAAAUUAUUUUCUGGCUCCAGAGAUCCUGGACGAAGACAAUGCCUAUUUUUGUGAGAAGUGUAAUUCCCUGCAGCGGGCAGAGAAAACCAUGAGAGUGGUGUCAGCUCCUGAGUACCUGAUCCUCACGCUGCUGCGUUUUUCGUACGAUGCCAAAUGUCACGUCCGGAGAAAGAUUCUGGACAACGUCACCAUCCCGUCACUCAUGAAACUUCCAGUACAUGUCCUUUCAGCACAUACACAAUGUUCCUCUACUUCUUCAUCUCCACUGCAAGUGGACUCCCCUGAGAGCAGUGAGAAUUUGGCCAAAAAACUCAAACCAUCACAGAAAGAUGAGGAUGAAGAAGAAGAGACAAUAGACAGAAUAGACCUAAACAGAGGAGCAGGAAUGCCAGUCCAGUCAGUGCCCUACGUCCUCAGCUCAGUGGUGAUGCAUUCUGGUAUAUCGUCUGAGAGUGGCCACUACUACUCCUACGGGCACAACAUCAGUGGGGCAGAUGGAGCACAGCAUUCAGCCAAUCACUUCACCCUCAAGGAUUUAGGGAACGGCCAGGUCGAAAACAACCUCUCCACAUGCUCUGCUGUCUCAGUAGCACCUGAGCAAGGAGAAACCCGUCCUAAUAGUGGCCAGGAGGCAAAAGAUUGGCUGCUGUUUAAUGACAGCAGAGUGACGUUCACGUCUUUCCAACUGGUGCAAAACAUUACUAAUCGCUUCCCCAAGGACACGGCUUAUGUGCUCAUGUACAGAAAGCAGGAGCUACCAGGACAGAAAAGGAACGGAGGAAUGAUGGCAAAUGGAACGAGACUGAGCACUGAGCCUCCUCUGCAGAAAGAACUACUGGAUGCUAUUAUCAAGGACAACAAGCUAUAUUUACAGGAGCAGGAACUCACUGCUCGGACCCAGGCUCUCCAGGCCCCUACAUCUUCCUGCUCAUUUAGGCCCAAUGGUUCAGAUGACAAUAACCCACCAGGGAGUUGCGGCCCAUCUGGUGGAGGCGGAGGUGGAGGGGGAGGUGGUUUCAAUACCAUUAGUAGAUUGGUGUUCUGAAAGGAAAAACAAUGCUGCAAAAACCCAUGUGAACUGGAACUAAUGGAGACCAGGACUGCUGCACAGGAACCUGAAGUUCAGACUCUAGAUGCAUAUAUGUGCAUAUAACCUCAUAAAACAAGCACUGAAAUGAUCAAAAACAGUGUGUCUGUGCCGUUUUUGAUUUUGGGUAGGAUUUGGCUAAAACAGCUUUUAUACCACUGCUUCAGUCAUCAUUUCAUUUUUAUUUAUUAGGAUUAUUUUUUAUAAUCUUGAAUUUGUAAUCAUCCAAUGCUCCAUAGGUCUGAGGUAGAUAACACUCAUCGAUAUAAAUGUAACCUUUUAAUAAAAGAAACAUGACUCAAAGUAAUUUGAUAUUGUACAAGUUACAUUAAUUACCACUGGACUCUUGAUGAUUUUUGACAUUUUACAUUUAUAGAAAUGUGAAAUUAGUUCUAUCUAGGACAUGUUUAUGUUAUGUAUAAUAUUAUUACCUUAAUAGAAACGCGAACAUAUGCACACACAUGCAUGUGCAAUUUACAAUACAGCUGUAGGAGGACAUUUUUGAACUGUCACAGUUGAGAAACCAACUCUGACCUUACUUUUCUGAAUUGCAUGCAGCUUUUUCUUCACAAGCUGUGGGGUUUGAUUUUACAGAUAUUUGAAAUUUUUGAUGUAUGAUUUUGGUGUUUUAUAGGUUUCAUAUCUCACGCAAUAAAUGUAUAUAUGACUCAAGUACGAUUUCUAAAUAAUCGUGGAAUACACACUGUAAGUGGAAAAUGUAAACCAUAUAUAUGGGGAAUUUCCUAGAUAAAGGCAUUUUCAGUAUGAAUAUUUAAAGCUCUUCUCACUAUUAGCCAGUGAUGUACAGACUUGGCUAAAGACCUUUGUGUUUGUGUUGAUUUUAUGUGCCUUUCGAGUGCUGCAGAUUUUUGAUUUAAGUAUUUGUCUGUAUUUACACCUCAGCUGUUCUGUGUUCGUAAUAAUGACGACUUCACCUUUCCCCCUAGAAAAGUCUAAGCAUUCUAUUGGCAUUGUCUUACUUAAGGGCAGUUGUUUAUGGUGAGGUCAAAGUGAUAUAUUGGUAACAAGUUGGCCAGAUGUUUGUUUAGACCAUUGGUGGAGUAUUGGAUGAACUGGAUUACCGGUAGAUUAAUAUUUAACACUUCUUUAAACAAAAGCAAGAUAAACAACAAAAUGAUUGUGGCCGAUAUGUACUGUCGAUGUCCACAUGUCUCAACUUUUGUGUCAUCUCCUUUGUCACAUUUUCCUCUUCCCAAUGCAAAACAUGUAUCGGGGCCUUGCAGCCUCUUCUUGUACAUUUUUCAGUUGCUUGGAUUACGUUAAUCACCUACUGUACAUAUUUUUUCCCAUCUGUCAUUAUUCAGUGACCUCAUCACCACCAGUGUGAGUUCUUGAAAUUACAAAUUGUUUUUUUAAAUUAAAUUCUUUGACAUGAAA